AUGGCAGGAGAUUCUCGAAUCCUCAUGGACCACAACAUGGAGAUAGGAGUCACACCUGCACAGGUGAAGAAGCUCCCUAAACACUUGCGGGAGGCUCAGAUCUCGACUGAGCGAACUCACCUGAUUUCUGACCCGGCAAAGAAGCCGCGUCAACGCUACGUUCAGAAGGACGGCAAGUGCAACGUUCACCAUGGAAACGUGCAAGAGACCUACCGAUACCUCAGUGACUUGUUCACUACGCUGGUGGACCUACGCUGGCGUCUUAGUCUCUUCAUUUUCACCUUGGUCUAUAUAGUCAACUGGCUUUUCUUUGGCUUUCUGUGGUGGCUGAUAGCGCUCAUCCGUGGGGAUCUGGUGCAUGCUGAUGAGGAGGGCUGGACCCCCUGUGUGGAGAACCUCAACAGUUUUGUCUCGGCCUUCCUCUUCUCCAUUGAAACAGAGACCACCAUUGGGUACGGUUAUCGUGUGAUCACAGAAAAAUGCCCCGAGGGGUAUCAUUCUGGCUUCUGGUGGCAGGCCAUCUUGGGUUCCAUUGUUAACGCCAUGAUGGUGGGCUGCAUGUUUGUCAAGAUCUCACGAGCCAAAACCGCGCCGGAGACCCUCAUGUUCUCGCAGAAGGCUGUCAUAUCGGUGCGAGACAACAAGAUGUGCCUGAUGUUUCGGGUGGGAGAUCUGAGGAACUCUCACAUCGUGGAGGCUUCGAUCCGAGCGAAGCUGAUUCGCUCGCAGCAGACCAAGGAGGGGGAGUUCAUCCCGCUCAACCAGACCGACAUCAACAUCGGCUUCGACACGGGAGACGACCGGCUUUUCCUGGUUUCGCCCCUGAUCAUCUCGCACGAGAUCAACGAGAGGAGCCCAUUCUGGGAGAUGACACUGAAGCAAAUGGAGAAGGAGGAGUUCGAGAUUGUCGUUAUCCUUGAGGGCAUGGUCGAGGCCACAGGGAUGACAUGUCAGGCACGGAGUUCCUACCUGGACACGGAGGUGCUUUGGGGCUACCGCUUCACACCGGUCCUCUCCCUGGAGAAGGGCUUCUACGAGGUCGACUACAACAACUUCCACGACAUCUACGAGACCAACACGCCCACCUGCAGCGCCAAGGAGCUAGCUGCGAAGCUUCGGGACGGGCCGCUAUUGCCUCAGCUUUCGCUCCUCAGCCCCGACCCCAAAACGCACAGUACUUUUGACGCCCUGAACCGCCUGUCCGAACGGGACCCACUCAGCCCAGACGAAGACAAGGAGGAGAGAGAUUCAGGGGGUGACAGAGGAGAGACCAAUGGCUCAGCUGCUGCUCUGGAGGAUCCGCCCCUUGCUGAUGGACUGCCUGACUGA
Messenger RNA from Cyclopterus lumpus (lumpfish), 1329 nucleotides. It is a transcript of the gene kcnj5, whose product is annotated as potassium inwardly rectifying channel subfamily J member 5. The record is from RefSeq and is a predicted model, not a curated record. Gene Ontology annotation, biological process: potassium ion import across plasma membrane; regulation of monoatomic ion transmembrane transport. Gene Ontology annotation, cellular component: plasma membrane. NCBI's taxonomy places the organism in Eukaryota, Metazoa, Chordata, Actinopteri, Perciformes, Cyclopteridae. Gene Ontology annotation, molecular function: inward rectifier potassium channel activity.